GACUGUUUGGCUGUUGAGUUUCAUUUUCAUCUUUGCAACUUCCUCAAAAAUGGACGCCAAACAACAGAAGAAGGCAGAAGAACUUCUAUUGGCUGAAGCAAGUUUUAGGACAAAUGCCUUCAGAAUCAUCAAAAUAAUGAUUGAACUAUGCACGCCUGGCUGUAGGGUGUAUGUGGAUGAGAUUCUCCACAGCAUCUUCUUCUUAGGUUUCAUUCAUAAACCCCAACAAUGCACCCCCAACGAUAUCCUUGGUGAACUUAUGCCUAAAGUGCAGGAGAUUUUCCCAAGACCCUUUGAGAGUUACAAAAGUAAACUGCCAAGACGGACUCCGUUCUCCUCUGUGCUGGAUAUGGUGGUCUCCUCGCUUGGACCAGACAUAGAGAUCAAUAUACUGGUGGAGAGACUGCGGGAAAUCGCCAAUGGCAUGUCAGAACCCAAGAGUAAAUACCAGUUUACCUCCUCAACCAUCUGUGUCUCUCGAAGGAAUGAUGUUGAAAGAAGUUACUAUGGAGUGUCCAUGUCCUGCAAUGGGAAGCAAGAAGGACAGAUCAUGGUUGCUGUGUCCUGUCUGAGUACCUGGCACUGCGGUGUAUCCAAUGCCGUGAUGACAUACGACCCAAACACCAAGAUGAAGAGAGAGAACUUUGACCACACCUUCAAUCUACCAACGGAUUUCAGGUGCCAGGCUUUCAAUGUGAAGACUGGGGACGAGAUGCAUAUCAUGUCAUAAUCUGUUUGGCCUUGAGACAGGAGAAACGCAGAUGUGGCCCUACGGGAACUGCGCCGAGGCAGAGAGCUUGAGCAAACUGUUCGAUGUAGAGGGAUUUGAUGCUAGGAGAGUAGUAGAUGACGAGGUGCGAAGGCAGGUGGAAGAGUUGGUAAACGCUGACCUGCAAACAAAACUCGAGUCUGUUGGAUAUCAAUGGGAUGGUCACUAUUACGUUCCACUGUAGAUUGUCAAAGAUGAUGGUGAAGCACAUCCAUACACACACGUACGAACACAUACAUACACACAUAAGCACUUACACACUUUACAUACACUCUUACUGCAACACACUGAGAUCCAAAACAUGAAACAUAUAAUCAUAGCUUGGUGCGGGGCUAGCAACAUGUGAUUUGUGUCUGACAGUUAGCGUUGAAACAUUGCCAAAGCAGUGAACCACUCUGUGCAUGUAGUAUACAGUAUAACUGCUAGGCUAUAUCUAUCGGCUCUUAUCAAUGACAUCUGUGAGGUAGAUGGUUAUUUUAGAAGGGGACCUUUGUUUAGAGUACCUCAUGGAGAUACCUGAAAUUGAAUUUAAUAUUCUAGUCUAGACAAAGCAUUUAACAUAUAUAUAUUUUUAAAGAUGAUUUUAAUUGGAAUUUUAAACUUUAUUUCUGUAUACUCUAGUUAUUAAUGCACAUUUUACUAAUCUGUAACAAAUUACUAAUACUGUAAACGUUGGUGUGACUUCAUGUCUGGGUUGAUUUCUAGCUAUGUGAGGAAUUCAUCUAAUAAAGGAACUUACAUUGUAACCAUUGUAA
This is a messenger RNA of Oncorhynchus nerka (sockeye salmon), 1524 nucleotides long. RefSeq lists its product as uncharacterized. The record is from RefSeq and is a predicted model, not a curated record. The coding region runs from base 50 to 730 and encodes 226 amino acids. Lineage: Eukaryota; Metazoa; Chordata; Actinopteri; Salmoniformes; Salmonidae. The transcript has 5 exons.